AAAUGUUUCUUGGAAGGGAUAUUGGGUUUUAACGGGUCAAAAAAUUUUAACAACAUAUGAAUAUAACGCAAGCGAGUUUUGGUUUAUUUUUGGACCUACUAAAGACUAUCGCAUGGGAGAAUCAAGGAAAGGCUGCUCCCCUCACCUCGUCGUCGAAAAUUUUCGAUAAUUUCCAUAAUUUUUUCCCUUUGCGGUGACGAAACCGAUCUUGUCUCAAUCCUGAGCCCUAAAUCAUAGUCCUGAUUUUGCUCUUGUAGAGCAUUCAGGAACUACUUUGGUGAAGAAGCAAAACCAUUAGCGCAAUCAUAAGAUAAUCGACUUUUUCUUCACUAACAUUAGCUAUGCCAUACUUAGAUAAUUCACGAGCAAGCCUUAUAUUGGAAUAGAAAGUGCGUAAACUUUGAAAAAGUGUAUAGUAUUGCUUUAAUUGGUUUUGUGUGUGGGGUGAGUGUGGGUGUGGCUGUGCGAGUGGAAAUAAAGAGAAUACCCGCACCCUAACUUACCCACACCCACACUCGUCUAGACAUUAUAGUUUAUUUUCAGUUUUAUUAAACAGUUAACCUUUUAGUAUAAGAUUAAUGAUCAACUUUAAACUCUUCUUAUUAAUUUUAUGCUUAAAAUAUUUUCUUUAUGUAGGUGAAGAUGAAAAUUCAAAUAUACGUACUUUUCGUCAUCAAGGCAUUGAUCAUUUCCGUAAACAUGCACGUACAGCCAAUAUAGUUGAAGUGGAAGAUUUAUUAGCUGGAAAUUUAAUUAACUAUUGUUGUUCAAUUUCAAAACGUCUUACAGCAAAAUUAAGUAAAAAUGAACGGGAACUUGAUGAAGACGAUCGAGAUAUGUGUAAUGUAACAAGUGCUAUUCAUGCCGACGAUAAAGCAAAAGAUGAAGAAGAAGAUGAAGAAUUAUAA
Rotaria sp. Silwood1 is the source of this 908-nucleotide messenger RNA. The record is from the annotation of a GenBank genome assembly. Lineage: Eukaryota; Metazoa; Rotifera; Eurotatoria; Philodinida; Philodinidae.